UUCCAACUUUUGUCCUAACGCAGAAUAAUUCUCUGUCCGUCGAAUCAUUUUUUUUGUUUCAGCGUUGUAAGAGAUGACCAUGGCAGCAAACUUCGCGAGACGGCUGAUCGGAAACCGAUCGAGCCAGAUCCUUGGGACGGCGAACUCCACCUCAACCGCAGCCACUUCCGCCGCUAGGACUUUCUGCUCCUCCACCACUCCAAUCACCGCAACCUUGUUCCCUGGCGACGGGAUCGGCCCCGAGAUCGCUGAAUCCGUCAAAAAGGUGUUUACAACGGCCGGUGUGCCGAUUAACUGGGAAGAACAUUAUGUUAGCACUGAGAUUGAUCCGAGAACGCAGAGUUUCUUGACGUGGGAGAGUCUCGAAUCCGUGCGUAGAAACAAAGUUGGUCUGAAAGGUCCAAUGGCGACUCCUAUCGGGAAAGGUCACCGUUCUUUGAACUUGACUCUUAGGAAAGAGCUGAAUCUAUACGCCAAUGUUAGACCCUGCUACAGUCUUCCUGGUUACAAGACUCGUUACGACGAUGUUAAUCUCAUCACCAUUAGGGAGAACACUGAGGGAGAGUACAGUGGGCUUGAACAUCAGGUUGUUAGAGGUGUGGUGGAGAGUCUUAAGAUCAUUACACGUCAGGCGAGUUUGAGAGUUGCGGAGUAUGCUUUUCACUAUGCUAAGACUCAUGGGAGAGAGAGGGUUUCUGCUAUUCAUAAAGCUAAUAUUAUGCAGAAAACUGAUGGUCUUUUCCUCAAGUGUUGUCGUGAGGUUGCUGAGAAGUAUCCUGAGAUAACUUACGAGGAGGUUGUUAUCGACAACUGCUGUAUGAUGCUUGUGAAAAACCCAGCACUGUUUGACGUAUUGGUGAUGCCAAACCUGUACGGUGACAUUAUCAGCGACUUGUGUGCUGGAUUGGUUGGAGGACUAGGAUUGACUCCGAGUUGUAAUAUAGGGGAAGAUGGAGUAGCCUUAGCCGAAGCAGUUCACGGUUCUGCUCCUGAUAUCGCUGGAAAGAACUUGGCGAACCCAACAGCGUUGCUACUGAGUGGAGUGAUGAUGUUACGUCACCUGAAGCUGAACGAACAAGCAGAACAGAUACACAGCGCAAUCAUCAACACCAUAGCCGAGGGGAAAUACAGAACGGCGGAUCUUGGAGGUAGUUCGACCACCACGGACUUCACAAAGGCAAUCUGUGACCAUCUCUGAACAACAACAAUCGUAAAAGAUGCUCAAAUUCUUUACCGAAUCUUCCUUUGGGGGAGGCUUUUAAACCUCCUUAUACAGCCCUCCAAAAUUCUUCUUGUUUCUCAAUUGAUUACGAUUAGAGCAAUAAAAGAACACAGGCAUGUGCUUAAGAUCUAUUACCUUUGUUUCUGCCGCUAAAA
Messenger RNA from Brassica oleracea var. oleracea, 1377 nucleotides. Its product is annotated as isocitrate dehydrogenase [NAD] catalytic subunit 5, mitochondrial. Lineage: Eukaryota; Viridiplantae; Streptophyta; Magnoliopsida; Brassicales; Brassicaceae. The transcript is spliced from 7 exons. Gene Ontology annotation, biological process: isocitrate metabolic process; tricarboxylic acid cycle. Gene Ontology annotation, cellular component: mitochondrion. Gene Ontology annotation, molecular function: isocitrate dehydrogenase (NAD+) activity; magnesium ion binding; NAD binding. The record is from RefSeq and is a predicted model, not a curated record. Bases 74 to 1198 code for a protein of 374 amino acids.